Molecule: messenger RNA, 2196 nt
Organism: Branchiostoma belcheri (Belcher's lancelet)
Lineage: Eukaryota; Metazoa; Chordata; Leptocardii; Amphioxiformes; Branchiostomatidae
Exons: 1
Coding region: 1-2196 (731 amino acids)
Source: RefSeq, a predicted model, not a curated record
AUGGCGGAAGGGCACAGUCUGAGAGCUCCUGGUCCACUGGAUGUUAAUUCAAGAACCUUAAGUCUGACCUGGAAGCGUUGGAAGGAAGAAAUACUGUUAUAUCUUGAUCUAGCAGUAGAGGAUGACGCUGCAAAGAAGAGAAAGACGCUCUUGUACUUAAUUGGAGAAAAUGCACGGAAAGUGUAUGGCACCUUCACCAUUGUGAAUGCUCAGAAUGAAGCAGUUGCGGAAGCAGACCGAACUGUAGAGCAAAUCGUCGCAGCAUUUGAGACAUACUGCAAUCCUAAGAAGAACGAGACAGUAGAAAGAUACAAAUUCUUCACGAGAUCACAGAGCAAUGGUGAGACUUUUGAUGAAUACAUCACAGACCUGAAGACACUCGCGGCAGAGUGUGGGUUUGGUGAGAUUAGAGAGUCUCUGAUUCGAGACAGAAUACUCAUCGGCAUUUUGGACGGAAAGGUUCGCGAACGACUCCUGAGGGAGAGCAACCUAAGCCUUGUGAAAUGCGCAGAGAUCUGCCGAGCCGCAGAAGUCUCCAAGCAGAGCAUCCAGACGAUGGAACAGGUCACAGUGCACGUGGUAAAGAAGAAGCCACAAGCUCCGCAGGCCAGUAGGACAUCAGUUUGCAAAUACUGCGCCAAGAGACACGCAGCCAACAAGGAAGCAUGUCCUGCAUAUGGAAAGGAAUGCGCCUCCUGCGGCAAGCGAAACCACUUCGCGAGAGCAUGCCGGAGUGGUGAAACGAAGCAGCCUAGAAGCGGCAGAAGCCAGGCACAAGGUAGAAAGAAGCCCUUGGUGCACAUGCUGCAAGAAGAAGCAGUGAUGACAGUCACAGAAGAAGAGAAGACGUACAGCAUGUCAGGUCCCAGGUAUGCAAAGCAGGUGCAUGCCAGGAUGGCCCUCGAGGGACACCUGGUCACCUUUCAGCUAGACCUUGGCGCGACCUGUAAUGUAAUGCCAAAACACAUCUUGGACAGCAACAACAUCCAGUAUAAGACAACUGGAGCGCAGAGGGUGCUGACGAUGUAUAACAACUCACAAAUUGUGUCAGAGGGAGAGACAAAUCUCAAGAUGACAAACCCCAAGACUUGGCGGAGGUACGUGGUGAACUUUGUAGUCAUUGACUCUGGUAGUAUGCCAUUGUUAGGAUCUAAUGCCAUACAGCAGAUAGGGGUUGUGACGGUUCACUACGACAGAAUCCUGGCACUCAGUGGCAGCAAGCCCAGGCUCAUACAGAGUACACACAGCAAGGCAUUGACAAAAGAGUCCCUAUUAGAAGUUUACCCAGACGUCUUCUCUGGUUUGGGAAGACUGCCAGGAAAAUGCCAUCUUGAAGUUGAUGAGUCAGUCAAGCCAGUUGUGCAUCCGCCAAGAAGAGUGCCGGUGGCGAUGAAGGCACAACUACAGAAGGAACUGGACAAGAUGACGGAAGAUGGUGUCAUAGAGCCAGUGACAGUGCCAACCCCAUGGGUAUCCAGUCUGGUCACUGUACUGAAGCCAACAGGAAAGUUGAGGAUCUGCAUUGAUCCAAGAGAUUUGAACGCCGCAUUGAAGAGAAGCCAUUACCCUGCACCAACAAUAGAAGACAUCCUUCCCGAGCUGAAGAAGGCAAAGGUAUUCAGCGUACUUGAUGCCAAGAGUGGCUAUUGGCAGGUAGUGUUGGACGAAGAAUCCUCGCUUCUAACCACAUUCAACACUCCCAGCGGGAGAUACAAGUGGAAGCGCCUUCCCUUUGGGAUUAAAUCGUCCCCAGAGGAAUUCCAGAGAAGACUUGACCAAGCAUUGGAAGGGCUCGAGGGAAUAAAGCCCAUCGUAGACGACAUCUUGGUGUGGGGAGAAGGAGAAACAAUGGCAGAAGCCAUCUCACAUCAUGAUGCAAAUCUCAAGCGCCUCAUGCAAAGAUGCAGAGAGAGAGGUUUGAAGCUGAACGCAGAGAAGGUCAAGCUCAGACAACAAGAAGUACCAUUUCAUGGUCAUCUGAUCACCAGCCAAGGGCUGAAAGUGGACCCUAGCAAGGUCACUGCGGUGAUGAAGAUGCCAAGACCUGAAGAUGCACAAGGAGUGCAGAGGCUGAUAGGAUUUGUCACCUACCUAGCCAAGUUCCUGCCCAAGCUGAGCGACAUCUGUGAACCCUUGAGGAAGCUCAUCGCCAAAGAAACGAGUUUGAGUGGACCGAGACGCAUGAGAGUAUCCUAG